GCUCACCUCACCACGCGGAGAAAACAGAGGAGAAAGAGAAGAGAAGAGAAAAUAUCCCUCCCACCUCGUCACCCCAGCUUCCUCCGCUGCCUCACCACAGCACGCCGACGAGCUCUCUCCAGUCACCACGCACGACGCCUCCUCUCCCCUUCCCCCAGAUCCGAAGCGACUGCCGCCGGCUCGCGAUCUUCCCGAACCGUACAAGAACCCGGCCGUGGCGGCGGCCGCGGCAGCGACGUACGGUGGCGGCGAGGGGUGUAUGAGGAGCAGGAACGACUGCGGGACCGCGAUUCGGAGCAGGAGCCGGUGGGGCAAGUGCGGCUGACCCGCGCCUGAGCGAGAGGCCGGUCUGUGUGUCUGGUGGGAUCGUGGGAGGAGGGAGAAGAAAGAAAGAAAGGUCGAUCUUGGGAAGCUUCCACUACGGGCUCCGAGAUGCAGAACGGCGAUUUGCGCAAGAAGAGUGCAGCGGAAAUUGAUUUCUUUACUGAAUAUGGCGAUACUAAUCGAUACAAAGUUCUGGAGGUCAUAGGCAAAGGUAGUUAUGGACUUGUAUGUUCUGCAAAUGAUACACAAACAGGAGAGAAGGUUGCAAUAAAGAAGAUACACAACAUUUUUGAGCAUAUAUCGGAUGCUGCACGCAUACUCCGUGAAAUCAAGCUUCUCAGGCUUCUUAGGCAUCCUGAUGUAGUGGAAAUAAAGCAUAUCUUGCUCCCCCCAUCCAAAAAGGAUUUCAAAGAUAUAUAUGUUGUCUUUGAACUUAUGGAGUCAGAUCUUCAUCAAGUAAUAAAGGCUAAUGAUGAUUUGACGAGGGAGCAUUAUCAGUUUUUCUUGUAUCAGAUGCUUCGAGCUUUGAAAUAUAUGCACACAGCAAAUGUCUAUCACCGAGAUUUGAAGCCCAAGAAUGUGCUUGCCAACGCAAAUUGCAAACUCAAAAUUUGUGACUUUGGCUUGGCGAGAGUUGCAUUCAAUGAUGCACCUACGACAGUCUUCUGGACAGAUUAUGUGGCAACGAGAUGGUAUAGAGCACCUGAACUUUGUGGGUCCUUCUAUUCUAAGUAUACACCAGCUAUUGAUAUAUGGAGUAUAGGGUGCAUUUUUGCCGAGGUGUUGAUUGGAAAGCCUCUAUUUCCUGGUAAAAAUGUUGUUCACCAGCUGGAUUUGAUAACUGAUGUUCUGGGGACACCUUCAUUAGAUGCUAUUUCUCAGGUGCGGAAUGACAAGGCAAGAAAAUAUCUGACAUGCAUGCGGAAGAAACAGCCUGCUUCGUUUUCGCAGAAAUUUCCAAAGGCUGACCCAUUAGCAUUACGAUUGCUUAGGAGGCUUCUAGCUUUUGAUCCAAAGGAUCGUCCCUCUGCUGAAGAGGCAUUGGCAGAUCCAUACUUUAAUGGACUAGCAAAGGUAGAGCGAGAACCAUCUUGUCAACCGAUACCAAAAAUUGAAUUUGAAUUUGAGGGUCGUAGAGUAACAAAGGAGGACAUCAAGGAACUGAUCUUUGAAGAAAUUUUGGAGUAUCAUCCUCAAUUACUGAAGGAGCAUAUCAGUGGAACAGACAGACGAAACUUUGUUCAUUUAAGUGCUGUCGACCAAUUUAAGAAACGCUUCGCUGAACUCGAGGAAAAUGGUGGCGAAAAUGGAUCAGCUGUUUCAUCACAGAGGAAACAUUCUUCUUUGCCAAGGCAAUCCUUCAACCCCCAUUAGACGUGUAAUGACCUGUGACAGUGAAAACUCACAGGAUAUGAAGAUCCAAGAAGCUUACCAUCUGUACUCCCUCGGCAACCAAAAUAUGAAGCACCGCACUCUCAGAACCAAGUAUCUAGUGGGUCAGUGCUUGAUGCGACAGGUCCAACUCCCAACACAAUAUGUACAUGGAGGAGUAUAUGUAGACUCCAGAACAGGGAACUUACUUCUAUCUGCAUCAUGGUAUAAGGGUUGAUAUACCAGGUGAGGAGUAUAUGUAGACUCCAGAUCAGGGAACUUACUUCUAUCUGCAUCAUGGUAUAAGGGUUGAUAUACCAGGUGACAGUAUCGCACAGGCAGUCUCUGUUCCUCAUGGCUCAGUUCUGGCUGUAUGUUGCAGCAUGGCGUUUCCAGGGAUGUUUCGAGCCUAGGGUUAUUUGGCAUUGAAUCAUGGAGGUCUGGCUUUUUUAUUUGUUAGUCCCCCAAAUCAUGGAGGUCGAACCUAGGAUUCCAGCUUCAUCUUGUACAUGGGAUGUUUCACAGCUUCUUUGCAACCAAGCCCCCCAAAUGUACCACACAGUUGGAUCAUAAUGUGCCUCCUAGGGAUUGAGUUGCAAAGCUCGUUUGUUCUGAAUGCUUAAACUUUUUCCAUGGGAAGCUGUGAGGUGGCUAGGUCAAAGAAUAGGAUUGUCGUGAUUUACUUCAACCGCUAAUAUCAGUUGUUUAGGAAAUACUCCUGCAUUUUAACGCGAGGGACCUUGCUGUGUUUAGCAGCGUGUUAACCAAA
This is a messenger RNA of Triticum aestivum (bread wheat), 2464 nucleotides long. Its product is annotated as mitogen-activated protein kinase 11. Gene Ontology annotation, molecular function: ATP binding; MAP kinase activity. Gene Ontology annotation, biological process: protein phosphorylation. NCBI's taxonomy places the organism in Eukaryota, Viridiplantae, Streptophyta, Magnoliopsida, Poales, Poaceae. The transcript is spliced from 9 exons. The record is from RefSeq and is a predicted model, not a curated record. Bases 433 to 1698 code for a protein of 421 amino acids.